Molecule: messenger RNA, 1362 nt
Organism: Yamadazyma jaroonii
Lineage: Eukaryota; Fungi; Ascomycota; Pichiomycetes; Serinales; Debaryomycetaceae
Source: the annotation of a GenBank genome assembly
AUGACUGAAAGGAACUUCUCUUAUGAUGAGAACUACAAAAACUUACCUUAUAUUCAACAAGAUAGAAGAAUCGUUCAACAACCAUAUAAUUAUAUACCUCAUGUUCAAGUACCAUUACCUAAUGUUCAUAUGUUAAAUAACAUAAAUGGGAAUCAACCUACACAAUCCACUCAACCAUCAAGUCAAUCACCUCAACCUUAUCAGAUCCAUCCGGGGUAUCAAAGUAUGUAUCCUCAAUAUCCAGUACAACCCAUGCCAAUGCAAGGAGUUCAGGGUCAAGGAACUCAAAUGCAACAAGGAAUGCAACAAGGAAUUCAACAAGGUAUUCAACAAGGUGUUCAACAAGGUAUCCAACCACAAAUGCAACAAGGUAUUCAACCACAAAUGCAACAAGGUAUGCAAACACAAAUGCAAUCCCAAAUUCAACCUCAACCUCAACCUCAAGGUAUACAAUCGAUACCAAAUCAAUCUCCUGGAUUACAAUAUCAAUACCAAAGACAAUUACAACCUCAACCAACGAUAAAAUCAACUUCAGCUCCUACAGAUACCGAUGAUGAAGUGUUGAGAUCGAGAUUUUAUGAAAAUGAAAUUAUCAAGACAUUCCCUAGUAAAGCUGAAUUAGUUAAGUAUAUUAAGACCACAUUAAAUGAUGAAGAACAAUGUAGAAUUGUUAUCAAUUCAUCUAAACCCAAAGCUAUUUAUUUUCAAUGUGAAAGAAGUGGGAGUUUCCGUACCACAGUUAAAGAUUCUUCAAAACGUCAAAGAGUUGCCUAUACUAAAAGAAAUAAAUGUGGUUAUAGAUUAGUGGCCAACUUAUAUCCUCCUGAUAAAGAGAAGAGAAGGGUACCAAAGAAUGAUAUGGACGAUAAGUUGGAAUUCAAUGAAGGAGAAAUGUGGAUAUUGAGAAUGAUUCAUCCUAAUCAUAAUCAUACCCCUGAUCCGCCAACUGCUAAGAAGAAAGGUAGACCAAAGAGUGCUAGGAUCUUGGUAGAGAAACCUUUACCUAAACCAUCGAAUUAUAAUCCUUUACCUUACUCUCAAGGUACUUCAAGACAAGUGGCUGAACAACAAAGUCAAGAAAGACAAAGACAACUUCAACAACAAUUAAUUUCAAGAGCGGUGAAUUUAAAUUUACCUCAAACCAUAAAUUCUUUGAACUUAAAUCAAUAUCCUUUACACCAAGAAUUACAGGAUUCUGAUGUUUUGGCAGCUAUUAAUUCAAGUAUAAAUCCCAAUUUGAACCAAGGGUUGAAUCAAGGAUUGACCCCGGGAUUGAAUGCGAAUUUGAAUAAUAAUAUCAAUAUGAGUUCUAAUGUUGAUCCAUCAAUUGAUCCUAGUGUGGGACAAGAUGAGAUUAGAUAG